AUGAACUCGAAUACAUCCUACAAGCCAUCUCCUCUAUCCUUUAAUUCCCCCCGAGCCUCUCCCUUUCGGCGACCGUCAUCACCCGGCUCGCCGACAACAGCGAUCCGAGCAAGCACUCCCACCAGCUCUCCCGGAAGAGGCCCAACACCGGUGCAGUCGCCUAGCAAACUAAACCAGUCGUAUACUAUCGGCGAUACGGAGGGAACAGUGGUUGAAGACGAUAACCAACCGAUUCCGUCGCCGAGGUCUCCCAGAUUUCGCGAGCCACCCGCUUCGCCUACAAAGAAUACCAACAACGGGCGAGGAAGCUUUUCGUCGUUGACGGCGUCGCGACUGUCGCGUUCGAAUCUGGGCAACACUGAUACUCUGUCGAAGCUGCCGUCGGCGCAGUUGAGGGAUAUGCGAGAGGCUUUUCAAGUGCUCGAUCGAGACAACGAUGGCAAUGUCGAUCGGGCCGAUGUCGCCGAUAUUCUCUCAAAUCUGGGCCAGGACUCGUCGUCCAGUGCGACAGCUCAAUUUUUCCCGGCUGGAGCAGCACAGACAAUGAACCUACCGACAUUUCUGAAUACAAUUUCAUCACUUCUGGCGCCGCUGUCUUCUCGAACAGAACUGCUCAACGCCUUCGCGGCCUUUGACGAUGACGAUAGUGGACAGGUGGACAUUGCCGAGCUGCGUGACGCUCUUCUACACACCAGCCCAGAAGCCGGAGAAAGUCCGCUGACUGAAAGAGAGGUCGACGACGUCCUCGGUGGAUUCACGGGGCGAAGAGCAUUUGGCGGCAAAGGGAAAUCAGCAGGUCUGAAUGGAGUGAAACGAGGCGAAGUUUUCCAGUAUCCAGAAUUCGUUAGCAGCGUCAUGGGGGGCGCAGAUAAUGGUUCAGGGGCUGGGAACAGAGCGGACACGCCUACGAAAGCUUAG
Molecule: messenger RNA, 918 nt
Organism: Talaromyces rugulosus
Lineage: Eukaryota; Fungi; Ascomycota; Eurotiomycetes; Eurotiales; Trichocomaceae
Exons: 2
Coding region: 1-918 (305 amino acids)
Biological process (GO): actomyosin structure organization; mitotic cytokinesis
Cellular component (GO): cytoplasm; myosin II complex
Molecular function (GO): calcium ion binding; myosin heavy chain binding; cytoskeletal motor regulator activity
Source: RefSeq, a predicted model, not a curated record